This is a messenger RNA of Plasmodium gallinaceum, 708 nucleotides long. RefSeq names its product peptide deformylase, putative (gene PDF). Gene Ontology annotation, biological process: peptidyl-methionine modification. NCBI's taxonomy places the organism in Eukaryota, Apicomplexa, Aconoidasida, Haemosporida, Plasmodiidae. The record is from RefSeq and is a predicted model, not a curated record. Bases 1 to 708 code for a protein of 235 amino acids. Gene Ontology annotation, molecular function: peptide deformylase activity. Gene Ontology annotation, cellular component: mitochondrion. The transcript is spliced from 2 exons.
AUGGAUGUAUUAAAAUAUUGUUUAGUGUUAUUAUUAUUAGAACAUUAUUUUAAAACAUCUUUAGGUCAUAUAAUUAGUAAAAAAUUGAAGUUUUACAUAAAAAAUUAUAAAUCCAAUAACAUUAGGAAGAAUAGAAAUGUAAUAAUUCAUUUAACAAGAGAAAGCAAUAAAGAAAUAAAGAUUGUCAAAUAUCCAAAUCCAGUACUACGAAAAAAAUGUGAAGACGUUAUUAAUUUUGAUGAUAAUUUAAAGAAUUUAAUUAGAAUUAUGUUUAAUAUUAUGUAUGAAAAUAAAGGUAUAGGUUUAUCAGCACCUCAAGUAAACAUAAGUAAAAAAAUUAUUGUAUGGAAUGCAUUAUAUGAAAAAAGAAAAAGUGAAAAUGAGAGAGUUUUUAUUAAUCCAUCUAUAGUAGAACAAAGUCUAAUUAAAACAAAACUAGUUGAAGGGUGCUUAUCAUUCCCAAAUGUUGAAGGAAAAAUAGAAAGACCAAAUAUAGUUUCAGUUAGUUAUUUUGAUCUUGAAGGAAACAAACAUUUAAAAAUUCUAAAAGGAAUACAUUCUAGAAUAUUUCAACAUGAAUAUGAUCAUUUGAAUGGAAUACUAUUUAUUGACAGAAUGACUCAAAAUGAAAAAAAAAAAAUUAAAGCAAAGUUAAAUCAGCUAACACAAGAAUAUAAAAAGAAUUAUUCUGAAGAACCAGCUAUUUAA